This is a messenger RNA of Rhipicephalus sanguineus (brown dog tick), 1764 nucleotides long. Its product is annotated as membrane metallo-endopeptidase-like 1. Bases 1 to 1764 code for a protein of 587 amino acids. Gene Ontology annotation, molecular function: metalloendopeptidase activity. Gene Ontology annotation, biological process: protein processing. The transcript has a single exon. Gene Ontology annotation, cellular component: plasma membrane. The record is from RefSeq and is a predicted model, not a curated record. NCBI's taxonomy places the organism in Eukaryota, Metazoa, Arthropoda, Arachnida, Ixodida, Ixodidae.
AUGAACGUGGAUGCCAAGCAAAACGAGAUCAUGGAGCUGAACGCCGACACGUGGCGCGUUGGGGAAGCGAGUCAGCUGUACCGUCAGUGUUACGAACCUUCGAAGGUGCACGUAGAUACCAACAUUGAAGCGCUGCUUCAAUUCAUGGAUAUUGUGGGCCUCGUUUGGCCCGUCAGAGAUGUCAACGAUUCUCUACUGCACCCGCUAGAAGUAAUGCUCUACAUGGCCGCCAAAUACGACACCAACUUUCAGUUCCGCUUGGAGGUUGCCACCAGCAAAAUUAUCGGCACCAUUUUGGUAGUCCGUAGACGAUACCACAGCGUUGUCUGGGAACACCGCCUUCUCCAUGCCCUUAACUUGGAGGAGUACGCGAUGGUCAUCCGCGAUCAUAUGAACACCCUACGCCUAAAGAACGUGCAGUGCAAUACGACACUCCUUCGCGAGCUCGAAACAUUCUUCAUCGAAGCCACAAGUUAUGAAAGCGGCGAGGGUGACCAGUCGUGGCUGACCAUUAGUGAACUAGAUAGCAAGACGCCGAACAUCAGAGGAGCGCAGUGGCACUUUCUCCUCAACCGCCAACACAGAAUUACGCUCCAACGCACUUGGAAUCCGAAGGACUGGGUGGUGAUUGAAGACUCGGCCAUCCUGACAAAGCUUGACGAGCUGUUCCGCACUUACCCUGACCCACACAUAUUGAUGGGCACUGCCUGGAUGUUCAUCCAGUCUCACCUAUGGGUGGCGGCCGGAAAGCCAGACCUCAUGUUCCGCGACAAUUUCCAAGAGAAAGUGCAGCUCGCAUGCCUGGAAUACGUGAACUCGCUUUUCGGCCUUCUCGCCUCCGUCGAAUACUUAACGCGGACGUAUCCGACGAGCGAAGUACGCCGCGGCGUCUACAGCUUCGUGCGAAGCCUGAAAAACGAGUUCGUUUCGACUCUGAAAAGCACCGCCUGGAUCGGCCAUGAAAGCGCGGAGAAGGCGGAACAGAAGAUCAAGAACACGGACCUGAACAUCUUGCCCUCCGAACAUUUCUUCCUUCUGUCGGCACGCGCUGGUCUUUACGGGAAGUUUCCCGAUAUCAAUACGAGUGCAUUUGUGGAGAGCUGGUUAUAUACCGCGGAAAGUUAUCAGAAGCUACAAAACCACGCCCGAUUCUACGAUGUAUACCAGAAGAGACGCACGUUUCACCGGCAGCCGUAUGAGUACACCUAUCUUCGCAAUUCAGUUGACGCUGCCACGGCGGCGCUCGAUCCGCCACUUUUCUACAGAGGUGGAACUUUUGCAAUGAACUACGGCGGCUCGGGUGUCCUGCUGGCCAAAAAGAUAGCCAAAGCCAUCGACCCGGUAGGCACGACGGUGAACAGCUUUGGCGAAAAUGUUGUCUGGUGGGGCACGGCACAUUCUGCAGAGUACAACCGCCGCCUUAACUGUAAAUUAGGCCAGGCGGCCGGACAUAAUGCGAUGGGUGUUUUUCCUGCGAUACCGGCGCUUGAAGUGUCUUUCUCGGCGUACAAGACGGCCGUUAAGCAGGAGGGAACCAGUGGACCCAUGGUGCAGGACUUGCGAAUCCGAGGAUUGGAGGAGUACACUGAUGACCAGCUGUUCUUUAUGACCUACUGCUACGCACUCUGCUCCAAAGAGGGCGACACCAGCAGUCAACAGGAGUGCAACUUGCCGCUCGGGCAUUUUUCCCGCUUUGCGGACGCCUUCUAUUGCCCCGAAGGGUGGCCCAUGAAUGCAAAAUCAAAAUGCACAUUCUUUAAUUGA